AUGCCUCCCCUUUAUUAUCCGAGAGUUAGCUACUCGAAGAAUUUUACCACAAGGUCGAUAAUUUCAUUGCAUGAUGUAAAGGGUUUUACAUCACUGAAAUUUCAGAGACAGUACUCAUCCAAACCUCAAAAUAAUGUGACUGCUAGACUGAACAGUGCUCCUAUAGAGUUUACUCCAAAUAUACCUUUUCAAAAACUGCAAUGGCCAAUUCCUGGAAUUCAAGAGGUAGCUAAGAAUGCAGCUCGAUCUGCCUUAAGAUGCAAUGAUACUACCACUAAUAUCGAACUUCCGUUUGAAGUUAAACUAGUUGAUUCCAAAAGUGCAACUAAAAACAGAAGGAGGAAUAAUCAAGAUUUAGCGGUAAAUUUGAAGAAAACGCUUAUUGAUCCAUAUAUACAACUUUCCAAGCCUAGAUUAACAGUUUUGGUGAUGAUCAGCGCGAUUUGCUCAUAUGCAUUAUCUCCAGGACUAGCUACGAUAUCAGAGCUUCUGUCUUUAACAGUUGGUACAACGUUAUGCUCUGCUUCUGCUAACGCAAUCAAUAUGGGUAGAGAGCCUAAUUUUGAUAGGCAAAUGGUUAGAACUCAAACAAGGCCGGUUGUGCGUGGCUUGUUGACCUCACUACAGGCAUAUAAGUUUUCAGCAAUUACAGGUACCCUGGGUUUCAGCGCUCUAUAUAUUGGCGUUAAUCCAGUGGUUGCAUUAUUGGGAGGCUUCAACAUUCUGCUAUAUGGAUGGAUAUAUACAUCUCUGAAAAGAAAGCACAUAAUUAAUACAUGGGUUGGGGCUGUUGUAGGAGCAAUUCCGCCGCUUAUGGGAUGGGCAGCAGCAAGCCCAUUAACACACCCAGGAUGUUGGUGUCUAGCUGGUCUAUUGUACUCCUGGCAGUUUCCACAUUUCAAUACCUUGAGUCAUAAUAUCAGAAGAGAAUACAAAAAUGCCGGAUAUGUGAUGGCAGCCUGGAAAAACCCCAAACUGAAUGCAAGAGUCGCUAUGAGACAUUCGUUGUUCAUGUUUCCUCUAUGCUUUGGGCUUUCAUAUUUUGAUAUCACUGAUUGGUACUUCCAAAUCGAUUCUGCAUUGAUAAACCUAUGGUUGUCAUUUUGGGCCUUCAAAUUUUAUUUCCAACAACGCUUUAAUUAUUCAAAGAAUAUUUAUGGUGAUAAAAAGGAGUUUAACAACGGACUAGCAGUAGCGAAUCAGUAUGCUCGUAAAACGUUUUGGGUUAGUGUCCUUCAUUUACCCGCAAUUCUAGCAUUGGCAAUUUUACACAAGAAAGACCGCUGGAAUUGGUUAUUUAAUGAUGAUGAGAAACUUCAUGCUUAA
This is a messenger RNA of Eremothecium sinecaudum, 1326 nucleotides long. RefSeq names its product protoheme IX farnesyltransferase (gene COX10). The transcript has a single exon. Gene Ontology annotation, biological process: heme biosynthetic process. Gene Ontology annotation, molecular function: protoheme IX farnesyltransferase activity. The record is from RefSeq and is a predicted model, not a curated record. Lineage: Eukaryota; Fungi; Ascomycota; Saccharomycetes; Saccharomycetales; Saccharomycetaceae. Bases 1 to 1326 code for a protein of 441 amino acids. Gene Ontology annotation, cellular component: membrane; mitochondrion.